Messenger RNA from Sesamum indicum (sesame), 1857 nucleotides. RefSeq names its product S-adenosylmethionine decarboxylase proenzyme. Gene Ontology annotation, molecular function: adenosylmethionine decarboxylase activity. The record is from RefSeq and is a predicted model, not a curated record. Gene Ontology annotation, cellular component: cytosol. NCBI's taxonomy places the organism in Eukaryota, Viridiplantae, Streptophyta, Magnoliopsida, Lamiales, Pedaliaceae. Gene Ontology annotation, biological process: spermidine biosynthetic process; spermine biosynthetic process.
AGAUCUAUUUUCUCACCUAUAUAAUGUGACCUCUCAUCCUCCCUACAGCUCACACGAGAACUUACGAAUAGAAAGGAAAGAUUGAGAUUCGAGAGCGUUGCGAAUUUCUAGGGUUACGUCUUCUUCCGCAGCCGCAGCAAUAGUUUUCUGGUUGUAGAUCGUGAAUUGUGGUUUUUGGGGAAUUGGUUGUCCACAAAAUUAAAUCUUGUUGUUGAUUCAAGAGUUGAUGAUCUAAUGGAGACCAAAGGUGGGAAAAAGAAGUCUAGUAGUAGUAAAUCUUUAUUCUACGAAGCUCCCCUUGGAUACAGCAUUGAAGACAUUCGACCAAACGGAGGCAUCAAGAAGUUUAGAUCUGCUGCAUACUCCAACUGUGCUCGCAAACCAUCCUGAUAUUCUUUCACUGGUCUCCUGAUCACGUCAUUGGACGUGGUGCAAGCUACUGUUUUGAUAAUAUUUUAAUUUUCCGUUCUUUAGCUACACUCCUUUUCUUUGUUCUCCAACUACCUUCUUGUCUUUUUGAUUUCCUGUUGUGAGGAUUCUUGUCUUGAAAUGGCCCUACCCGUUUCUGCAAUUGGGUUUGAGGGUUUUGAAAAAAGGCUUGAAAUCUCUUUUUUCGAGCCAAGCAUCUUUGCUGAUCCCGAAGGAAAGGGGCUCCGCUCUCUUUCCAAAGCGCAGCUCGACGAAAUUUUAGGACCUGCUGAAUGCACCAUAGUUGCUUCAUUGUCUAAUGAACAUGUUGACUCCUAUGUCCUCUCUGAGUCGAGCCUCUUUGUUUAUGCUUACAAGAUUAUCAUCAAAACUUGUGGGACAACAAAAUUGCUUCUGUCAAUCCCGCCUAUCCUGAAGUUGGCCCAGUGCCUUUCUCUUUCAGUUCAGUCUGUGAGAUAUACCCGUGGAAGCUUCAUUUUUCCAGGAGCACAAUCAUACCCUCACCGUAGCUUCUCCGAUGAAGUUGCUGUCCUUGAUAGCCAUUUUGCGAAGCUUGGUUCAGGCAGAAAGGCUUAUGUUAUGGGCAGUCCUGAUAAGCAGCAGAAAUGGCAUGUUUAUUCUGCAUGUGCCGGAACAGUUGAAGCUACCAGUCCUGUUUACACUUUAGAGAUGUGUAUGACUGGGUUGGACAGGAAGAAGGCUUCUGUAUUUUACAAGAAUGAAUCAAGCUCUGCAACUCUGAUGACCAAGAGCUCUGGUAUAAGAAACAUUCUCCCGGAAUCAGAUAUAUGUGACUUUGAAUUUGAGCCGUGCGGGUAUUCCAUGAAUUCCAUUGAAGGAGAUGCGGUAUCUACUAUUCAUAUUACACCAGAGGAUGGUUUUAGUUAUGCAAGUUUUGAAGCAGCUGGGUAUGAUCUGAAACAAGUGAACAUGGGCCAAUUGAUUGAGAGGGUUCUGGCAUGUUUUGAGCCAAAGGAGUUUUCUGUAUCUGUGCAUGCUCAAUUUGGUGCCCACUUAUGUGAUGAUAUUCAUGUCCUGGGUAUGAAAGGUUAUACUCCUGAAGAGAGAUGCUUUGAGGAGCUGGGAAUGGGUGGAUCAAUCAUCUACCAGAAGUUUGUAAGGACUGCAUCCUGUGGAUCUCCUAGGUCUAUUCUGAAAUGUUUCAUGUGAAAAUGUGGCUGAGAAGAGGAGGUUGAAGAAGAAAAGGAGUAGUAUUUUACAGUUUGUUUUGAGUGCUUUAAAUAAAAUGGUGGCCUUGCCACCAGUUGUUAUAUUUGAGUGUCUUGUGUUGUCAUUUUUAAGAAUGUUUUAUGUUGGUAUUUCGGACUAGACUUGUUAGUUCAACUCCCAGAUCGAUAGUUCUCUGGAGGUACUAUUAUGUUGGAGUGCUGAAUAAAAGUUUUGAGCUGUUUUGCUCUGUUAUUAAUC